UUUGUUGAAAAUUGAUGUUGUUUUUUCCUUGAUUUGUUUUCCUUUUUCACAAACUUAGGAAUUUGGAACCUACCUGGGCGCGUUGAAAUGUGUCCGUCCGGAUUGUCCCGAGGGUCGGAUGGUUCCGGAGAACCCGCUGAAAAUUUCCUCCCCUUGGCAGUGUGACCGGUGCAGACUGCGCAUGGACAACGCCAAGGUAACGAAGAUUCAGGAAAUCGCCGGCAGCAUGAUCCUGAGCAAUGCGGUCAAACGGGACGGCGCCUACAUUGUGGAGUACCUGCGGGACCACGUGUCCCGAUUUUUGCUGCCGGGCAACCAGUUUGCGGUGGAGCUGAAACUGCAAGCGAUCCGGAAGUUCCAGAACGCUCUGGCCACCGACGAGCAGCUGGGCGAAAAGAGGAGGUUCUGUGAGGACAUCCUGGCUAUCCUUCGGCAGCUGGACAUCGGCGAGUGCUUCAUCAAGGGGGUGCUGUGCUACGAGCUGUUCAAGGUGCGGAUGGUUUUAGCGCAGCGAACCGAGCAGUUAGAAUGUUUCCCUGAUCGAACUGCCCUGGACAAUCUUCGGACGGCCUGGAUAAUUUUGGGCUAUAGCGCAAAUCGACCACGGGAUUUGGACCAACUGGCCCAGUGUUAUGGCUGUAACAAACUUUGAAGACAUCCGAUGGACUCUAAAUAGACUAAGUUAGAUAAGCUUACAGAAUGGAAAUAUAUAACGAAUACCUAGUUAGUUAAUCAAUUACGCAAAUAGUCAACGGAAUAAUGUCUGCUAAACAUAAAUCUAAUUUUGGGGGAAUGCAUUAAAAAAAUUACGGAUAUGCUUCCAUUUUAAAGAUUUUUUAAAAACAUUGACAGAAAAAACACAACAAAAUUUAGUUUCUUCAAAUGAAAUACUUAACACAUAUCUUUCAGAAAGAA
This is a messenger RNA of Uranotaenia lowii, 915 nucleotides long. RefSeq lists its product as uncharacterized. The coding region runs from base 119 to 652 and encodes 177 amino acids. The record is from RefSeq and is a predicted model, not a curated record. NCBI's taxonomy places the organism in Eukaryota, Metazoa, Arthropoda, Insecta, Diptera, Culicidae. The transcript is spliced from 2 exons.